Serendipita indica DSM 11827 is the source of this 1839-nucleotide messenger RNA. The record is from the annotation of a GenBank genome assembly. NCBI's taxonomy places the organism in Eukaryota, Fungi, Basidiomycota, Agaricomycetes, Sebacinales, Serendipitaceae.
AUGCGCGUGCAGAUUGGAGAGUUCCUGCAACAGACUUACCAGGAAAAGUCGGACGAGAUUCUCGAGCGGUACAAGGCGUACGAGGGCAUCGACAGUCUCUCAGAGGCGAUCGACCAGGCAAAAGUGGCAGCUGCAUCGAGCUCGAAUCCUUCCCGUCGUAGACGUUCCUCGAUGAAACAGGCUGAGGGGACAAUGGAUCCAAAAGAAGCACGUAUCUCUCGUUUGACUGGUCACUCGCCCGAUGUUUGGAAGCCUGAUAUUGCUCCUCGAACAGCAGUACAUGCUGUGACCGUGCCACUGCUCGAGGCCGAGAGGCAGCGAUUAGAGAAGGCACUGGCAGAGGCAUGUUUUCCCCUCUCAAUACAUCUUUACAUGCUCAAAUUAUGUCAGGUUGAGAAAUUGGCUGAAGAAUCCCUUGCUCGAUGCAGGGAGAAUCGCGAAAAGGCAAUAGAAGCCAAGGUACAAGCAUCCAGGAUAAUGGACCGCGUUGAACAGUCUCGACCCGUCCUCCACCAACCACCAGCCCGCCCGGAUAUUGUCAUGUCCCGCCAAUUGCCAGCAGUGAUAUGGCGAGAGAUAUUCAACUUAUACGUUGAAGAUGAUGCAUAUCUUCCGGAGGAGCAGCACUUCGAGUGGCAUGGAGCCCGACCUAUAGCACUUGCCAUGGUGUGCAAGGAAUGGCGGCAUAUUGUCAUGUCCCACCAUUCGACACAUCUCUGGAGCUCUCUAUAUAUCUGCUCAGAACAAGACGUAUCCGCUACGGCGACGAGGAUUCAGCACUACAUCGCACACUCGAACGCUCGGCUGGAAGUCAUCUGUAUCUCCGCCCGUUCAGCAUUUCCCGACAAUUUCAUCACUCGGAUCGGUUCAAUGAUCAGAAAUAUACCGAAAGUCGGCAAAAUCGAGUGUCUAGUCGGGAUGGGCGUUAAGGACAGCCUCCAUAAACUUCUCAAGCUUUCACCACAAUCUCACGCUCUUAUCCUCAAAGGAAUCAUUCCUGAGGAUGAUCCGUCUAAGGAGCCCUAUGUUAGACUCCCGCGGCAUUUGGUAUGCAGCAUCAAAGAGAUUUCCGCCGACUCGUGCGGAUUCAGCUGGAAUCAAUCCAUCACCUCGGAUUUUAAACCAAAAAAAGUAGAAAUCAUGUCUACUCAUCGGUACCCCCUAUUCAAUGCGCAGAACCAGCCGCCUAUGAUUCAAGAUUGGGCGCCUGGCGCGCUUCAGACUCUGACAAGCUACAAGGUUGACGAGACAUACUCGCCUGACCUGGGCGUUUCCUGCCUAUCGCGGCAGGGUUUGCCUUCUCUGAGCGUCCUCUCGACGCUGGAGAUUCCCCUCGGCCUACUCCUCCAAAUACACUAUCGUCAUGUCAAACUUCCGGCACUGAGAAAUCUCAUCAUAAUGAACACGGUGAAUGCCAAAUUGGAGGACUGGCAGGACUUUGUUGCUGCAGAAGGGGGUGGCGGCAAGAUUCACAACCUUACUAUCAGGUCGAUGCCACGCUCACAGGCGUCAAUACUCGAACCCUUUAUCAACGAGUUGCCCGGUCUCACCACUCUGACUCUCGAAGGAGAGAGUGUGGCGCGCAUCACUCGUCGGAUGCUGGUCGCAUCAGAAUUCUACCAGGAGAGAAGUGAUUCUCAUUCACCCUAUCCUUCUCUUUCCACCCUACGUGUCCGAAAUUACACAGGGGAAGGACGCUCCCUUGCCAAAUUCUUGCAUCUUCGCGGUUGGCUUGCGGCCAGCAGCGACCAUAUCACCAUUAGAUGUCGUCUUCAUCUUAUUAACUGUGGUCAUCUAUCUCCGGAUGUCAACGCUAUCAUCCUUCCCUACUGCCACUGA